Archocentrus centrarchus (flier cichlid) is the source of this 971-nucleotide messenger RNA. RefSeq names its product nucleoside diphosphate kinase A2-like. The record is from RefSeq and is a predicted model, not a curated record. The transcript has 5 exons. NCBI's taxonomy places the organism in Eukaryota, Metazoa, Chordata, Actinopteri, Cichliformes, Cichlidae. The coding region runs from base 163 to 621 and encodes 152 amino acids. Gene Ontology annotation, biological process: GTP biosynthetic process; CTP biosynthetic process; UTP biosynthetic process. Gene Ontology annotation, molecular function: nucleoside diphosphate kinase activity.
AAAGCUUCGGUGCUCAUCACUUUUGGUUCCAGUGACUCGCCGUUGUGCCAGUUUCCGCCUUCGUGCAUUAAAAAUCUGCUGCGCAACCUCCGUCGGUCUUUUCUGACGUUAGCCGUGGUUGCUGCUGUCUGUUCUCUGCACGGAUCCUAACUGUUAAGAGUCAUGGCUGAGUUGAAGGAACGUACAUUCAUUGCCAUCAAGCCUGAUGGCGUGCAGAGGGGCAUCAUUGGUGAGGUCAUCAAAAGGUUUGAGAUGAAGGGCUUCAAGUUGGUGGGCAUGAAGAUGCUCCAUGCCUCUGAGGACCUCCUGAUGAAGCAUUAUAUUGACCUGAAGGACAGACCAUUCUUUCCUACCCUCAUCAACUACAUGAGCUCUGGUCCAGUGGUUGCUAUGGUGUGGGAGGGCAAGGGUGUGGUGAAGACGGGCAGAGUGAUGCUGGGUGAGACCAACCCUGCUGACUCCAAGCCUGGAACCAUCAGAGGAGACUUCUGCAUCGAUGUCAGCAAGAACAUCAUCCAUGGCAGCGACUCAGUGGAGAGUGCCAACAAGGAGAUUUCCCUGUGGUUCAAAGAUGAUGAGUUAGUCAGCUACACUAGCUGUGCCUUCAGCUGGCUCUACUGAGGUUCUCUGGGUUCAGCAGACCUUACCUUACCGCUGGUUGGACACAAAAUGAAACUCUUGCCUCAUUUCCUGUGGUCAUCUGCAGCCUGGAGGGAGCAUAACUUGUGUAAAAUCCUUCAUGUUGCACAACUUGCCCCGCCUGUCCUCUACACAUUAUCACGGAUUUGGUCUCUGCACAGUCCACAUCUAGUCUGGAUUAAUUUCUGAACUCCAUUCCUCUAGCAACAUUCCAUGCAAUUCUUGAAUGUACAGUUAAUGGCUCCAAACCUGUCUGACUGUUUUGUUAAAGGUAAUCUGCUUUCCAAUAAAUGGACACAAUACCACCCAUUUUGUGUCAUUGGUAAAUAUGA